Ziziphus jujuba (common jujube) is the source of this 669-nucleotide messenger RNA. RefSeq names its product receptor homology region, transmembrane domain- and RING domain-containing protein 2-like. The transcript is spliced from 7 exons. NCBI's taxonomy places the organism in Eukaryota, Viridiplantae, Streptophyta, Magnoliopsida, Rosales, Rhamnaceae. The coding region runs from base 1 to 669 and encodes 222 amino acids. The record is from RefSeq and is a predicted model, not a curated record.
AUGAGCAUCCAACUCUUUCUUAAAAAGAUAACCAGAGAAUUCAAAGUUAGCAAUGGAAUUAUGAAUAUUGAACCAGAAAACUAUGCUUUCUUGGAAUAUUUUCUUGUUGUAUUAUGUCUGGGAAGACUUCGAGGUGGCCUUGAUGAGAGCAGUCGACGGAAUGCUUUUUGUCCAUCAGGUUUUCACCCUGAUGGUUCAUGCUCAUGCGAGUCGUUCUUGAUGACUGAAGAGUCCACUACUCGUGCAAGUAUAUCAAGAAUUGUCAUGCUUGCUGAAGCUUUGUUUGUGUAUUGCAUAAUCUAUGUUCUGCAUAUUCUGGAUGAAAUUCAUCGGCAACCUGUCUGUCUCACUUUCCCUGACUAUGGUCUCAACACUGACAUUGUUGACUCAUUUCCACCUAAGAGUCACAAGAAAGUUGAUGCAGCUGAGGCUAGUGAUGAUGUUAAAGAGUGUUAUAUUUGCCUUGCCGAGUACAAGGAUGGGGACAAAAUUCGAGUUCUUCCUUGCCACCACGAGUAUCACAUGUCAUGUGUGGAUAAGUGGCUUAAAGAGAUACAUGGUGUAUGUCCACUUUGUCGAGGAGAUGUUCAUGACGGUUCCUUGGAGUGUUCUGUAUCCAACUCUGAGAUGCCUUUUGUUUUGACAAAACUUUUUGUAGCAUUUAUGUAG